This is a messenger RNA of Penicillium manginii, 561 nucleotides long. Its product is annotated as GPI anchored serine-rich protein. The record is from RefSeq and is a predicted model, not a curated record. The transcript has 3 exons. The coding region runs from base 1 to 561 and encodes 186 amino acids. Lineage: Eukaryota; Fungi; Ascomycota; Eurotiomycetes; Eurotiales; Aspergillaceae.
AUGCGUUUCUCCACCGCCACCAUUGCCCUCUUCGCCAGCCUGGCUGCUGCCGCCGUCCAGAACGGUGCCGACUCUACCGUCUACCAGACCGACGAGGUUACCGUCAUCUCUUGCGCCGCCUCCGUCACUGACUGCCCCGGCCGUACCUCCACCCCCGCCGCUGGUGUUGAGCCCACCACCACCCCCGCUGGUGUCGAGCCUACCACCACCCCCGUCGGUGUUGAGCCUACCACCGGUGCUCCUUCCGGCCCUGCCGGUGGCAACCCCCCCUGCCUCCUCCGGCCCUGCCCCCAGCUGAGCUACAGCUUGACCACCUUCACCAGCUGCAUCCCCACCGUCAUCACCUCCCAGGUUCCCGUCUCCUCCGCUCCCGGUGGUGGCUCCCCUGUCGGCCCCGGCUCCGGUGGCGUUCCCCACGUUCCCUCUUCCUCCGCCGCUGUGCCCAGCGGUACCUCCCCCGUCUCUCCCUCCGGUACCCCCGCUUUCAACGGUGCCGGUGCCGUCUCCGGCUCCCUCACCUUCGCUGGUGUCGCUGCCGCCGCUGCCUUCUUCCUGGCAUAA